Messenger RNA from Musca domestica (house fly), 3783 nucleotides. Its product is annotated as fatty acid CoA ligase Acsl3. The coding region runs from base 414 to 2561 and encodes 715 amino acids. Gene Ontology annotation, biological process: neuron differentiation; long-chain fatty acid metabolic process; long-chain fatty-acyl-CoA metabolic process. Gene Ontology annotation, cellular component: lipid droplet; plasma membrane; endoplasmic reticulum. The transcript is spliced from 12 exons. Gene Ontology annotation, molecular function: palmitoyl-CoA ligase activity. Lineage: Eukaryota; Metazoa; Arthropoda; Insecta; Diptera; Muscidae. The record is from RefSeq and is a predicted model, not a curated record.
CAAUCCUUCCGCUUAAUUCGUGUAUAUUUACAGUUAAACAUAGAGUCACAAUCAAAUAAAUAUUUCUUCACUUUUUUAUUACAUGCUCCUGUCUUUACUGAACCUGCACAAAUUUGAAAACGACAAAAAAACACUUCCUCCCAAUCAGAUAUAAUUGAUGUUGGAACUCAACCUGCAUAUGGAAAGAGAGUGCAUACAUAUAUUCAAUCAUUAACUAAAUCUAAAUCAUAAUCCAUUCAAAAUCUAUAUACACCAGAUUAUACUGCAGCUAACUCAAGACAAGGAUAAAGCGGUUAAGGAGAUACCUGAAUACUAUUUGCAUUAAUAAAUUUUAGAAAAUAUAGCUAUUAGCUCCGUAAAGUAGAAACAAUCGUAAUAGUCCUGCAUUAAGGAAUAUUUGAGAGCAAAUAAAGAUGUUCAUCGAAGAUGAUGCACACAUGGAAAGUUUCUGGAUACAGAGUGCUAUUGGGGCCAUUAAGGCCUUUGCAUUUGUUUGUGAUAUAAUCACAUUACCAGUUUAUUUGGUCUUACAAAGGCCAUGGAAACGUAGACAAGAAGCGAAACGAGUUAAGGCAAAAAUUGUGUCUAAUGACGAAACCGCAUUAAGUUAUCGGACAAUUGAACCUCCACGUGAUGUUCACAUUAAAAUGUUGCAGGACAACAUAGACACGCUUGAAAAGGUUUUCAAUUACGUUGCUAAAACACAUUCAUCGAAGCGGUGUCUGGGAACUCGUCAAAUUUUAAGUGAAGAAGAUGAAGUCCAACCCAACGGCAGAGUUUUUAAAAAAUACAAAAUGGGUGAAUACAAAUGGAAAAACUUUAUCGAAUCUGAACGGUUAGCUGCCGCAUUCGGACGUGGUUUACGCGAAUGUGGCCAAGAACCCCGAAGGAAUAUCGUAAUAUUUGCCGAAACUCGUGCUGAAUGGAUGAUUGCUGCUCACGGCUGCUUCAAGCAAUCCAUGUCAAUUGUUACUGUUUAUGCAACACUGGGCGACGAAGGCGUGGCUCACUGCAUAAGCGAAACUGAAGUAACAACCGUUAUUACAUCCCAUGAUUUACUGCCUAAAUUCAAGUUGCUUUUGGAUAAAUGUCCAAACGUUAAUACAAUUAUAUACAUGGAAGAUCAGUUGCACAAAACUGACACAUCAGGAUUCAAAGAAGGCGUUAAAAUUAUUCCAUUUUCACAAGUAACACGUCUUGGCCAAGAUAGCAAAUUCGAAAGCGUUCCUCCUAAGGGCGAUGACAUUGCCAUCAUCAUGUAUACUUCUGGCUCAACAGGCACACCAAAGGGAGUCUUAUUGUCCCAUAAAAACUGCAUUGCAACAAUGAAAGGUUUUUGUGACGUUGUUCCAAUCUAUCCCGACGAUGUUUUAAUAGGAUUUCUUCCUCUUGCCCAUGUUUUUGAAUUGGUAGCCGAAAGUGUUUGUUUAAUGACAGGCGUGCCAAUUGGAUAUUCCACGCCAUUGACUUUGAUAGAUACUAGCAGUAAAAUUAUGAGAGGCUCCAAAGGAGAUGCCACCGUCUUAAAACCAACUUGUAUGACCACUGUCCCACUUAUAUUAGAUCGUAUUUCAAAAGGCAUAAACGAUAAGGUGAACUCCGGUUCCGCCUUUAAAAAAGCUUUGUUCCAGUUUCUUUACCAAUACAAAGUGAAAUGGACUCAGAAAGGUUACCAGACUCCUUUGAUUGAUAGGUUGGUUUUUAAAAAAGUUGCCAAACUUAUGGGCGGACGCGUUCGAAUUAUGAUGUCAGGCGGUGCACCACUUUCACCCGAUACACACGAGCAGAUAAAAACUUGUUUGUGCGUUGAUUUAAUUCAAGGUUACGGCUUAACUGAAACCACAUCGGGAGCAACGGUUAUGGAUUAUCGCGAUAUGCAGUAUGGUCGUGUUGGCGCCCCAUUAACAGUUUGUGAUAUACGCUUAGUCAAUUGGGAAGAAGGAGGGUACCGAGUCACAAAUAAACCCAAUCCCCAAGGAGAAGUUCUUGUUGGGGGUGAAUGUGUUUCCAUGGGUUAUUAUAAGCUACCAAACAAAACAGCCGAAGAGUUCUUUGAAGAAGAUGGAAAACGCUGGUUCAAAACCGGAGAUAUUGGUGAAAUGCAUCCAGAUGGCGUACUUAAAAUUAUUGAUCGCAAAAAGGACUUGGUCAAGCUGCAAGCUGGUGAAUACGUUUCCCUUGGAAAAGUAGAAUCGGAGCUUAAGACAUGUCCACUGGUUGAAAAUAUUUGCGUAUAUGGUGAUCCUACCAAGCAGUUUACUGUUGCUCUAGUUGUACCCAAUCAGAAGCACUUGGAAGAGUUAUCUCUUCGUCAUGGUCUUGAAGGCAAAACAUUUGAAGAGCUUUGCUCGAGUUCAGAAAUUGAAAAGGCAGUUAUUAAAGAAAUCGCUGAACAUGCUCGCAAAUGUAAACUUCAAAAGUUCGAAGUCCCCGCUGCCAUUACACUCUGCAAGGAAGUCUGGUCACCAGACAUGGGGCUUGUAACUGCUGCUUUUAAACUGAAGCGCAAAGACAUUCAAGACAAAUAUCAGCACGACAUCAAUCGCAUGUAUGCCUCAUGAAAUUGACUAAACAACUAGGUGCAGUUUUAGCCGGUAACAAGUAUGCACUACACGAAAAGUUUAUUCGUGUACUGUCUUUAAUUUUUCAUACAUCACGAUCUAAUAUGGAUCAAAACAAUUUCUCAUUGAAUGAAAAUUUUAGUACAGCAAUAUUAGGAACACAAAAUUAUUUAUUAAUCUAUACAAAUACCAAUAAUACUACCAUUUCAAAUUGUACACGCAUGUUCUAAAUUUCAUACCGAAACUACACUUCCUUAUUACGCUUUGAACUUAAAUAUAAAAAGUUAAUGGUAAAAAUAGAACAAUGAAAAAAAAUUAUUAUUUUAUGUAAAGUUUCAAACACACAGAAGGUCUUAUGAAUUCAUUUUAGUUCUUCUUUCAUAGCUAUAAUCACUCUUAAACAAUUGUUUUCUGCUUAACAUGAAAACAUAGUGCGAAUUAACACAGCGCAACUUGGAUAACGUGAAAGACAUAUUUUUGAAAUUGUUUAAAUUACUUCAAGUUUGUUUAAGUGAAUGCUGAAUUACUAAAUUAAUUAGUAUUGGGCACAUUUUCUUUAUUAAUUUAUAUUUGUAAAUUUAUUAUCAAAUGCAUUAACCACCUAUUUCAUAACAAAAAUUUAGUCUGUCUGUGUACAGUGCGUAUUGUUGAAAUUAUAAGCAACUUUUUUGGAUUAAACGCUUGUAAUAAUUAUGCGGUUCACAUUUUUAAUAUUGUCUUAAGAAACAUAUUUUAAUACAGAAAUUUGAUAUUUGAACCUUAUAAGCUUUGUGUUUUUAAAGUAAGUGUAGUUUUCAAAAACCAGGAAAUGGAGUUUUAACGGAACUCGCAAUCGUCUGCAUUCUAACAUAUAAAUUGUAUUUUUUUUUGUACGCAUAUUUGUUACAAUUCUAAUACCAUUCGGGAAUAUAUACUUUUUAACACAUCUUCUCAAACAUAAUUUAUUAGAAGGCAUUAAAAUUACACAAUCCACCAAACAGUAUAGACGUCGAGUAAGUUUUUGUUAAGAAUAAGGGGUAAAAAGAUUAUACUUUGGAUAUUAGUUUACAGUUCCAAUUUGUUAUUAAAAUAAUUGUAUUUAAUAUAGUGAACUUAAUUUUAAGGUUAGUGCUAAAACUAUUUGAUGGUAUUUUGUUUUGAAAGAGACUUAAGAGAAAGCCAGUAAUAGCAAAAACAUAUGCAGAUUAAUAUAAAUGGUAUAAAUAAAAACAUAAAUAAACAA